AUGGCGCCUGUGUUGGCUGGCCGUCUGCUGUCCGCUUCGUCGCUGCCGUUGGCAUGCGUUUUUCUCUUUCUUAUCUCCAUUAUGAUCGCAAAUUGCAAUUCCACCCUCGUGUAUGACCGCGUAACAUUGCUUCACAUUCGUAAUGUGGUCAUGGACUCUGCCUAUGUUGUCCUAUGGAUUUACCUAGAAGAAGGCGCCGGUGGAGGCGCGGCAAACGGGGUGGUGUCGCUGUUCGCCGGAAAACUGCGUUGGCUCGAGAGAUCGCCGCGCGGCACCCGUCCUGCGAGUUGGGAGCCCGGGCUUGUGGACGUGGCACAGGAAGGUGUUUUCCUGAGGCUCAGUUCCAGCGGCCAUGUGCGAGCAUCCCAGUUAUUAUUUCCACGCAUCGUCAUGCGAUGUCUCUUCAUCCUCACCGUGGCGGAGUUAAUUCAGGUAACCUCCGGCCUCUGUGUCGUGCAACAACACAGUGUUGUCUGUGAUAAGUGGAGUGUGGGUUAUCCUCCUACGAUCUGUGCUGCGAGGGGAUCCAAUGUCACUAUUAACUGUACAUUUAUUUAUCCACAUGAAUAUACCGUAACACAAGUGAAAUGGUGUUCAAUGAGAUCAAACUUUGACAAAUGUCACAAUCCACCAUCUGUUUAUGAUAGUGAAGCAAACAGUAAUCAAAGAAACUUUCAAUACAUUGGAAACAAAACCUCGGAUUGUUCACUUUUGAUCAGUAAUAUUAAUCAAGCACAUUCUGGAGUGUAUAAAUUUAGAUUUAUAACCGAUAAGACAGAUGGAUGUUGGACAGGUGAUCCUGGAGUGGAUAUUUCAGUACACGAUUUAAGCGUGUCCAUGUGGAGGUCAAGAGAACAUGGAAGCACAAUACCUGGAGACUCUUUGAGUCUGACAUGCACUCUCAACUGUUCUGGUAGUUUAGCCGAGGUUCAGUGGUUUAAGAAUGGUGAUCCGAUUCAACAGUCAGAUCCCGUCCUCACUUUCAGCAGAAUAACCGCUAAAGACUCUGGGAAUUACUCUUGUUCUUUGAGAAACUUUAAAACAACUGUGUCUGAAGAAUUUACCAUUUACAUUGAAGAGGUCGCCGGUUCCCCAACAGUUCUGAUUAUUGUGGUGUCUUUAUUCUCACUUGCUUUCAUCACUGCAGCUGUGAUGCUUAUAAGAAGAAGGAAAGCAAAAACUCAAAGAAAACCAAUGGAAGAAAGAGAAGAAGAAGUCCAGGAUUCUCUUUACAGCACCCCUCAAAAAACUGCUUACACAAACCUAACGGAAGCCAAGGAUAUACAGCAGGAAGAUGAAGUAGAAUAUUCAUCUGUCAACAUUAAACCCAAACAAAUGCUUCAAAUAUUUGCAAACACAGAGAAGCAGGAUGAUGCCACCAUCUACAGCGCAGUGAUGAACGGUUAAUCUCAUACUGUACAUUCAGCAGUGAAGAUACAGUACUGUACUGUAACAUGUUUGAGGGUCUGUGUGUUUUAUCUUUAAAAAUGUCAGAUGAACUGUCUCUGGCUAGUUCUCUUUCUUAUGUGCUUCAUUUGAACAGUUUUAAAAACAUUGUGUUGCAGCUGCGUUGAGAGUAG
This is a messenger RNA of Carassius carassius (crucian carp), 1580 nucleotides long. RefSeq lists its product as uncharacterized. Lineage: Eukaryota; Metazoa; Chordata; Actinopteri; Cypriniformes; Cyprinidae. The coding region runs from base 1 to 1407 and encodes 468 amino acids. The record is from RefSeq and is a predicted model, not a curated record. The transcript has 8 exons.